ACCAGCCUGUUCCCUAUUGUGGUUUGGCAAAUUCAAAUACGAUAUGCGCUGCGAACGACCGGGACCUCAAUAAAAUGUGAACGGAACGACAGAAUCAAACCAUGAAUAAGCCUGAUGAUUCUGUCGUUGGUAUCCCUCAAUGCUUUCCUCGUUAGAGCUGUUCCGAAAAGCUGUCUGUUCGAAAAUACCCAGCCUUUGACGUUUGCAACUCAGAGUUGUAGGUGGUGGUGGCGGAGGUGCGACAGGGAUGUGCAAAUGGUAGCUGAUGUGCUUAAUUUAAGAAAUGGGAAUUUUGAAAUAAAUUUAGGGUUUUUGAUUGGAAAAUUUCUAAUUUUGACAUCGCCGAUGUGCGAGCGGUGGCUUUAUUGUAGUUCUCAUCUCUCCACUAUCUAAGAACGCUUCUUUAUCUUUCACAUCCACUCUCUCUCACUUAUUUUGCAGGUUCUACAUUCAGCUAAUGGAGAGCAAAGAUGAAAGUUGCUGUCCCAUUUCUACAAAUAUCAUAAUUAGCCUUGUUUUUAUUGCAAUGGUUCGAAUUUUCUAUGUCAUUUAUCGAAGUGGCAAACCGUUGCGCCCUAAAUCCCCAAAGCCAAUGAGUACUUUGAUUGUUUUGGGCUCCGGGGGACACACUGCGGAGAUGAUUAAUGUGCUGUCUGUGUUGCAGAAGGAUUGGUUUACACCUAGAUUUUAUAUUGCUGCUGCCACUGAUAAUAUGAGUCUCCAAAAAGCUCGGGUCUUGGAGGACUCAUUAAUUGAUACGACUGGGGACAAGGUGGUCUCUGCAAAGUUUAUGCAGAUCUACAGAAGCCGGGAAGUUGGUCAGUCGUAUAUAACUUCCAUCGGGACAACUUUAAUAGCUGUAGCUCAUGCUCUGUGUCUAAUGAUUAAAAUCAGACCUCAAGUGAUUCUUUGCAAUGGCCCUGGAACUUGCGUGCCUCUUUGCAUCAUUGCAUUUUUAUUCAAGGUGGUAGGAAUUAGGUGGUCAUCUAUUUUUUAUGUUGAGAGUAUAGCAAGAGUAAAAAGAUUAUCUUUAAGUGGUUUGCUUCUCUACAAGUUGCGGAUAGCUGAUCAAUUUGUCGUGCAAUGGCCUCAACUACAGCGAAAAUAUCCUCGAGCUCAGCAUGUUGGUCGUCUCAUGUAGUCCACCUCCGCGUUUUCUCAAUUUAAUUUACAAUUUUCAAGUCAUAGUUUUGAAUGGUUUCUAUUCAUGUUCCCAAACUCCAGUCACGCAUGAUAAGCCCAAUCAUUUUAUCCACUGUUAAUGCCCAGGAGAUAGAGAAAGGGAGAAUAAUUGCCAUAAAGUUAUGAUUAUUGCAUAAAUUUGUUGUUUAAACACUUAACAGAUGGAUUGAAUUUUAACUCCCAUCAAUGUAAAUUUAUAUGAAUGGUUAUUUUCGUUUCUCUAAA
This is a messenger RNA of Jatropha curcas, 1407 nucleotides long. RefSeq names its product UDP-N-acetylglucosamine transferase subunit ALG14-like protein. Gene Ontology annotation, molecular function: N-acetylglucosaminyldiphosphodolichol N-acetylglucosaminyltransferase activity. The record is from RefSeq and is a predicted model, not a curated record. Lineage: Eukaryota; Viridiplantae; Streptophyta; Magnoliopsida; Malpighiales; Euphorbiaceae. Gene Ontology annotation, biological process: dolichol-linked oligosaccharide biosynthetic process. Gene Ontology annotation, cellular component: UDP-N-acetylglucosamine transferase complex.